CAAAAAGGUAUCUGAACAGCUGAUUCUAGCACAAUUGAAUUCUAGACUCAAUGAACGUCAACCGUUCACAGUUCUGUGCUCAUUAAUUACAUAUUUGUACUUCUUAUCAAUUUUUCAUGAAUUUCAAUUUAUCAAUAACCUAUUUUCUAUAGAGUUCCAACAAAAAACCUCAAGAGUGGAUUGGAUUAUUUAUUAAUUCAAAAUAAUGUAUGAAGAGGAGAAUUCAGUAGAAAAAGAAGCAGCCAUGGAUGUGGCUUUAGCGGCUGGUCUUCUGGAACCAACCUGUGUCAUUCAAGAAGGAACUUUUCCAGACCCUGGAAAAGUGGGCUUUGAUGGAAAUAUUGUGGUGAAAAGGGAAAAUUUGGAUGAACAUGACAACCCUGUCAAUGAGGAUACUGCAGACCAAUAUCAGACACAGGCAGUUGAAGAUGAAAAUACUGGAGAAGGCAGUUCUUGGACUCAUCCUAAUGCUGCAAGUACAGAAUCAUCCACUUCCAAACCACGUGACAAAUGGACGAAAGGUGGGCCCCUCAACAAAAACCCGACAGAAGUAUCCGCGAAACUGUCAGAGCUGGCCGAACGGUUCGCCUGCACAAUGUGUGACUUCCGGACGGCGGCGCUGGCCAAGUUGCGCUGCCAUUUACGGCUGCACGUCUCACCAGGCAACCAACUGCGCCACUGUCCCUACUGCGCCUACAACACACUGCAUGCGAACACACUGCGCGCACAUGUGCGAACGCACACUGGAGAGAGACCGUUCAAGUGCAACCAGUGUGACUACAGCACUUCGUACAGUACCACGCUGAAAACCCACAUGCGGAUCCAUAGUGGAGAAAAGCCCUACAAGUGUCAGAUAUGUGACUACAGUUCUACCCAAUCCACAAAUCUACGCACCCAUAUGCGAAUACACAGCGGAGAGAAACCUUACGAGUGCAACAUAUGUGAAUACAGAUGCGUGGACUCCAGUACCCUGUUGAAGCACAUCAAGAGUCACACGGGCGAGCGAGCCGCGACUGAAAAGAAGAAGCCGAAAACGCUGACCUGUGAGGAGUGCGGCUACAAAUGCGCCUACCAGGCCACCAUGACAGUGCACAUGCGCACACACACCGGAGAAAGGCCAUACAAGUGUGAGCUGUGCGACUAUGCAUGCACACACAUCACCAGCUACAAGAACCACAUGCGCAUGCACACGGGCGACAAGCCAUACAAGUGUGCGCAGUGCGACUUCAGCACCAGUCACUCGAGUCAUCUGAAGAGGCAUAGCAGACGGCACACGGGGGAGAGGCCCUAUGUGUGUGACGUAUGCAAGGCCGGCUUCACACAGAAGACGCAUUUGGACAAGCAUGUCAGGACUCAGCAUAGGACAGACACUGUUCAAGCAUAGAG
Messenger RNA from Nilaparvata lugens (brown planthopper), 1386 nucleotides. Its product is annotated as zinc finger protein 525-like. Gene Ontology annotation, molecular function: DNA-binding transcription factor activity, RNA polymerase II-specific; RNA polymerase II transcription regulatory region sequence-specific DNA binding. The record is from RefSeq and is a predicted model, not a curated record. Lineage: Eukaryota; Metazoa; Arthropoda; Insecta; Hemiptera; Delphacidae. Gene Ontology annotation, cellular component: nucleus. Gene Ontology annotation, biological process: regulation of transcription by RNA polymerase II. The transcript is spliced from 7 exons. The coding region runs from base 206 to 1384 and encodes 392 amino acids.